Messenger RNA from Cygnus atratus (black swan), 1074 nucleotides. RefSeq names its product RAB, member of RAS oncogene family like 3 (gene RABL3). The transcript is spliced from 8 exons. Gene Ontology annotation, biological process: intracellular protein transport. Gene Ontology annotation, molecular function: GTPase activity. The record is from RefSeq and is a predicted model, not a curated record. Bases 64 to 774 code for a protein of 236 amino acids. Gene Ontology annotation, cellular component: endomembrane system. NCBI's taxonomy places the organism in Eukaryota, Metazoa, Chordata, Aves, Anseriformes, Anatidae.
CAGCGAUUGGCAGGCGGAUGGGAGAAGGCGGGGCGCGGCGGCGCGGUUGCUAGGCAGACUAAGAUGGCCGCGCUGGACAGGGUCAAGGUGCUGGUGCUGGGCGACUCCGGUGUGGGGAAGUCGUCGCUCGUGCACCUGCUGUGCCACAGCCAGGUGCUGGGAAACCCGUCGUGGACGGUGGGCUGCUCGGUGGACGUCCGAAUCCAUGACUACAAAGAAGGGACUCCGGAAGAGAAGACGUACUAUAUUGAGCUGUGGGAUGUUGGAGGUUCAGUGGGUAGUGCCACUAGUGUAAAAAGCACACGAGCAGUAUUUUAUAACUCACUGAAUGGGAUAAUUUUAGUGCAUGACUUAACCAACAAGAAAUCAUCUCAGAAUUUGUAUCGCUGGACUUUGGAAGCACUCAACAGAGAUGUUGCUCCAACAGGAGUUCUUGUGACAAACGGUGACUAUGACCGUGAACAGUUUGCUGAUAACCAGAUUCCACUGCUGGUAAUAGGAACUAAGCUGGACCAGAUCCCAGAAACUAAGCGUAAUGAAGUUUUGACCAGAACAGCUUUCUUGGCUGAGGAUUUCAAUGCUGAAGAGAUAAAUUUGGAUUGCACCAAUCUUCGUUACUUGGCGGCAGGUUCUUCCAACGCUGUCAAGCUAAGCAGAUUUUUUGAUAAGGUCAUAGAGAAGAGAUACUUCUUAAGAGAUGGCAGUCAGAUUCCUGGCUUCUCGGAAAGAAAGAGGUUUGGAGGAGGAACGCUGAAGAGCCUUCAUUACGACUGAACAUUGAAGGAGAAGUGGAAGAUGACUUCUCUGAGUUUCUGACCACAUUCCCAUUCCCACUGGAUGCUUAAAGACAAUAAUUCGUAUGUCAGGCAGAAUAAAAUGAAAUCAUGCUUUGGCUGGGUAGACUGCUGAAGCUACUCUUGCUGGAAAAGACUUGAAGACUUUCCAGAAAUCUAAUUUGAAACGUAGAGUCUUUCUUAGGAUUGCAGGCCGUCUGGAUAUAUGGGAACAUUUGGGGAAAGUGUGCAAUAAAUUCAGUGCCUCCCACACUGCUGUGGGAAACUAUCAUGCAUAGCA